AAAGUUGACUUACAGAUCACUAGUGUUUAUCAUCGCCUCAAACGUGGGAAAUUUUAGCGGAACGCAAAUUUUGCAAUUUUUCGCAAUUAAUUUUAACAAAUAUUCUUGCUUUUAUAGAUAUUUUACGAAAACCCAAGGUUUUCAUUGAAGAUAUCUACAAAGAAGUUAAGAAAACAACGCUGGAAGAUUCAUAAAAACAAAACGAAGAAAGGUCAAAAAUCUGUCUCUGAAGAAGAAAUAAAAAUACAAAAAAGCAGGCGUCGUAUCGUGCGUGUAUAGCAAAAAAGAACUUGAGGGAACCACAGCAAAGCAAUAGAAGCGUUGAGCGACUUAACGACAAAAAAUUGCAAAACUUUUUGUCAAAUAAACGAGUUUAAAUUCCGUUUUAAACGUAGCACGUGAAUCCGUGUAAGCAAAGGGAGAGAAUUCAACAUUAGAUUUUGCUUUUUCAUUGCAAAUUUUUGCCUAGUUCGUCAAUUACACACGCCGCUUUGCCUAUCCUCUUUUUGAAAGAUACACAAAAACAAGCAGAAGCAAACGGCGCAUUCAUAGAAUCGAUUUUUGACCGGCUUGUGUGCGGUUUUUUUUUUGCUGUUGGUUGGUUGUGUGUUGGAGAACACAAGACGAAAGCAGAGAGCGAGUGGUGUACAUUGAAAGCAUAAAAGUGAAGACGGCAAAAAUCAAAACAAAAAACAAUGGGAGCCUACCUUUCGCAGCCUAAAACGGACAAACUGUCCACAGAUGAACUGAAUGAAUUUUUAAUUGUGGGAGCCAGUUCGAUGCAAGGAUGGCGCAAUAGUCAGGAGGAUGCCCAUAAUGCCAUUUUGGAUUUCGAUAAGAAUACAGCAUUUUUUGCUGUAUACGAUGGUCACGGCGGUGCUGAGGUCUCAACAUACUGUGCAGAUAAGUUACCCAAUUUCUUGAAGGAGUUGGAGGCUUAUAAAAAUGGCAAUUUUGAACAAGCGCUAAAAGAUGCUUUUCUGGGCUUUGAUAAAACUCUGCUGGAACCAGCUGUCAUAGAAAUACUUAAAGUAUUAGCUGGCGAAAAGAACAAUGUCGAUGGAGACGACAGUGAUGCUUUGGAUGAUGACGAGGAUGAAAACUUGGCUGAGCUACAUGAAGAAGGCAGCUUACCCUUGGAUGAGGUAAUGGAAAAAUACAAGGGUCACCCAUCUAUGCCAAGUUUGAAGAAACUAAAAGAUAGUGGCAGCAGCAGCGGACCAAAACCACAAUCGCCAUAUUUGCGGGGUAGACGUGCAGCUGCUGUAAUAGCCGAUGCAGCUAAUCGAGCUGAAUUGGAUCCAGAUUCCAAGCCAGAAGGUUCAUCAACAUCCAAGGCUGCUUUGGCCGCCCUUCAAAACGAAGAAGGACCUAGUUCUUCAAAGGGAGCCUCAUCCUCGUCGGCAGCGAAUAAAAUGGAAACAGAGGAAGAUUCAACUGUUAGCAGCAGUAGCAGUAGUGCAAGCAAGACAAAUAAUACCAGCAAUGCAACUGCUAAUUCAACAGAAGCUGAGCCUUCAUCGUCGAAAGAAUCGAAUGGAAAAGCAACAGAAUUACCCGAUUCAUCUGCCGUUAAAGAAAAUGAACAAAAUGGCAGUGUAUCGUCCACGGAAACAAAAUCAGCUGCCGCAAAGGCAAAUGAAGUCGUGGUGUCCGCCUCUUCUGAUAGCACUAGCAGCAGCAAUACAACAAGCAAACAAAAUGGCAAUGUAGAAUCCUCUACAAAAUCAUUGUCGCCAAGCAAAAAUGAAGCUAACAAUGCUUCUGAUAUAAGCUCCACCAGUAAAGAGCAGAAGGAGAAAAAGAAUUCUGCAUUCUCUGAAGAUUCCAAUGACGAUGACGAGAUGGAUGCCAAUGAAAGCAAUGCCCGCCAAGCAUUGGAAUACUCCUCGGAAGAGGAGGAAGAUUUGGGUGACGAAGAUACCACAGAAGAUGAAGAUGCCGACUAUGAUGAUGACGACGAGGUCGAUGACGAAGACGAUGAUGCGGAAGACGAAGAAGAUGAGGAAUCAUUUUUGGCCAAUGAACAGUUUUGUGCCAAUAUGAUUGAGGAACCUGGCAAAGAUAGUGGCUGUACUGCUGUUGUGGGUCUAUUGCAUGGUCGUGAUUUGUAUGUGGCCAAUGCCGGGGAUUCCCGCUGUGUUGUCUGUCGCAAUGGCAAGGCAAUUGAAAUGAGUUUGGAUCACAAACCCGAAGAUGAUGAAGAAUCAGCUCGAAUUGUUAAGGCCGGUGGUCGGGUAACUUUGGAUGGCCGUGUCAAUGGUGGCCUUAAUCUGUCAAGAGCAUUGGGCGAUCACGCCUAUAAAAUGAAUGCCGAUUUGCCCGCAGAGGAACAAAUGAUUUCGGCAUUGCCCGAUAUAAAGAAAUUGAUAAUAUCACCGGAAGAUGAGUUCAUGGUUCUGGCCUGUGAUGGCAUUUGGAAUUUUAUGACCAGCGAAGAAGUUGUCAAUUUUGUGCGUCUUCGCCUUAAGAAUGAAAAUGUAAAAAUGUCGGAAAUAUGUGAAGAAUUAUUUGAUGCUUGUUUGGCACCCGACACCUUGGGAGAUGGCACAGGUUGCGACAAUAUGACUGCCGUCAUUGUGCGCUUUAAACCGCAAAUUUUGGAUUUGCCAACAAAAAUUGAUCCCAAAGAGACCGAAGAUGUUCUUUCACUGGCCAGGCAAAACGAAGUUGAGUCCACUUCACCGGAGCAAAAAGCCCAAAAACGCUGUGCUUCGCCCACCUCGGAUGAUUCCAAUGAAGCUGAAAAUAAGACAAAACGUUUGAAGACUGAAAAUAAUAAAGAAGAGGGCAAUAAUGCUACACAAACAUCCUCGAGCAUAACUACAACCACAACGUCAAGUAAGACCGGCGAUGCUGAAGAGAGUAGCAGCACCACAAACGAGUCAUCAAAUAAAAACGAAGAUGCAUCCUCUUCUAAUGUAGUAUCCUCAACGUAAAGCGUUUGUUUUAGAACCACCCCACCAACAACACCCCUUCUAUGAAAAAACAAUAACAACAAUACGCAUACAUAUGUAAACUUCAUUAACCACUCCUCAUAUUUUUACUACUUCAUCAAAUUAUUAAUUACUACAAAGAAACAAAACAUACAAACAAACAAUCGCAAGGCAAUUAAACGUAAAGUCUUGAAUUGGACUUGUUUUAUUUUUAAGUUGGUGUGAAAUAUUUUUAGCCACGAAUCCUAGACCCACACAUACACACAAACACACAAAACCGUGUCCCACGUUAGGUUUUAAGUUUAUAAGAUAAAUUUAUAACACAGCCCCAACCCCCUCAAACACCCAAGAUAAUAAAAAAAGAAUGAAAAAAAAAGAAAACACAACACACAUUUAUAUUUGAACUUGAAGACACUAUUAAUGCAUUCAAAAAAGAAAUAAAAUUAACAAAGGACAUUAAAUAGCAUAAGAUUAACAAUAAAAAGAAAAGUAAACAAUUACUUGUUGUAAACACCCAA
This is a messenger RNA of Musca domestica (house fly), 3454 nucleotides long. Its product is annotated as probable protein phosphatase CG10417. Gene Ontology annotation, molecular function: protein serine/threonine phosphatase activity; cation binding. Gene Ontology annotation, biological process: protein dephosphorylation. The transcript has 5 exons. NCBI's taxonomy places the organism in Eukaryota, Metazoa, Arthropoda, Insecta, Diptera, Muscidae. Bases 696 to 2939 code for a protein of 747 amino acids. The record is from RefSeq and is a predicted model, not a curated record.